AUGAGUGCCAGCAGACAACACAGAACCUCCAACACGAACGUCACCACAGCCGAACGCAUCAGCGAACUCACCAAUGAGGACGUCCGAAAUCUAACGCUCCUCCUCCACAUCAAGCGAGGCGCCACUGCCGACGAAGCAUGGUUCAAGGAGCGGACAAGAGUCAUGAGUAAGUUACCAUCAAAGCUUUUGAAGCCAACAAGCCCCUUCUCUCUUCUCGGUCUCAAGCUGCACGUUGGUGGCGAACAAGCAACGCUGUGCAAGUGUCACAAGGCCCUCAACCCUCGUUUAAUCCGCUGCAUCUUCAUUCAACUCAGGAAGGAAGUCACGGUGCGAAACGAGAGACUUGCAAGGUGGCCUUGUCCCCAGACUGUCGAGUUAUGGCUUAGACGAGUCCAUAAGAUCAACAGUCUCUGGUUGUCUCCUGAAAUGUAUCGCACGGCUUUCCAGGUAGCACCUUGGGAAGAGCGGUACGACCCGGUAGUAAGCGAAUGCGAGGCCUGUAUCCUUUCACGCAUCGGUGGUGAUGUCCAGGCUCUUUUAGAUCUGGAAAUUUCCGCUUGGAGUCGUCGAAAGACUGGCACUCAUGACCCGAGACUUCUGCGGUUUACGGAUGCCUGGCUUGACUGGUUCAAGACCAAGGAAGAUGUACGGGAGAAAAACAAAGACUUUGGACGAGAGGUAAGAUCCGUACGUAAGCUUUGUUUGGAAGAGCGAAGACAACAACGCAAAGAGCGAGAGGGCAACAGUGGAAAGAAGGGAAAAGGCAAAGCUCCUGUGCCAAGGUCAGAGGGUCCUAGACCAAGUUCUGCAAGCAGUUUGCAACGAGAUUACUCACAAGCACAAUUUGUAGCCCACGUAGCUCCUCGGGCUCGGGGCCCGUUUGUAAAUGCCGUUCCUCCUAAGGAUCCAUUUGCACAUGUUUUCCCGAACCCGUUCGAACAUGCCGAUUCAAGAGGCGAUGAAGACGACGACGAUGAGGAUGCUGAUAAUGAGCGCGAUAUCGUUGACUUUUACACAAAACGUUUGUCACAAGCAGUAGGCUCAGGACAAAAUCUACGUGCAGAUGGUAUGCACAGUGCCUUCCGAUCCAUCGCCUCAGACGAGACCAGGAACCCAUACACUUACCAGCCCAUGAAGCGAAGCAACACCACAGCUGGUAAGAGUCAUCACUCCGGUCAAGCAGCCGAACGUGGACAUUUGGGUAGGAGUUCAUCUGUACAAGGUAACUCAUCCUCUUUGCGUCCCCCUACCCAACGUAAACACUCCACAACUUACUCCUCAAGUGUUUACAGCCAAGGAACAACCCACGCGGAGAGGGAAGGAGCGUACGAUACCAACGCACCUUACGUCCCACCCCUCCGCGUUCCCGCAAAAAAGCCAACACGCACCGCAGGACCGCCUCCAACAUCGUCCAAAGCCAACAAGUUCUUCAAGCGAACCGAACCCGAUGCUGAAGCCGCGUGGAACCACCACCUCGACAAGCUCGACACGUCGGACAGUUGGACGGAUGAUACGGUUCGGAGCGAAGAAACAAUAACCCCAGAGUCCUCGGCUCGUCGAGCCGCGAGGGCGGCACGAACCUCGGAGGAUCACGCGCAGGCUUACCGAGCGUUGGUAGGUCAAGGUAAUUCGCCUACUGUUCGUCCGGGAAGUAGCUCGGGUCGUUCGAGAAGAAGUGGUUCGAGACGUAGAGAUGUGCCGUCUGAUAGGAUGUCGCAGGAUACACAAGGUACUAACUGGGGUAACUUCUACAAGUAA
Molecule: messenger RNA, 1758 nt
Organism: Hymenoscyphus albidus
Lineage: Eukaryota; Fungi; Ascomycota; Leotiomycetes; Helotiales; Helotiaceae
Source: the annotation of a GenBank genome assembly